Trichoderma citrinoviride is the source of this 2793-nucleotide messenger RNA. RefSeq lists its product as hypothetical. The transcript has 6 exons. Gene Ontology annotation, biological process: DNA-templated transcription; positive regulation of transcription by RNA polymerase II. Gene Ontology annotation, molecular function: DNA-binding transcription factor activity, RNA polymerase II-specific; zinc ion binding; sequence-specific DNA binding. Bases 1 to 2793 code for a protein of 930 amino acids. The record is from RefSeq and is a predicted model, not a curated record. Gene Ontology annotation, cellular component: nucleus. NCBI's taxonomy places the organism in Eukaryota, Fungi, Ascomycota, Sordariomycetes, Hypocreales, Hypocreaceae.
AUGAUGUCUGGGCAAGGUUUUGUUGCCACAAUAUCCGGUCAAUGCUACCAAAUCUCCGUGUAUAUCGUUAGCACCUCACACUUCAUCCUACAUGAUCUCUGCAUUGAUUGGCAAACAAAGUAUCGCCAUACGCAGGAUCUCGGUCGGUGCCGAUUCGGCAGACCCAUUAAGCGGGCAUGUGGAGGCGAGACUUUCCAUCCUAGUAAGGAGAACGUCGCAUCGAAGUAUCUGAUUGGAUUUACUAUAAUGUCUCCUCAGAAUAACCCUUAUACGCCCUCGCCGCACAGCGACCAGCCCCCUGCGUCUCAAGAUACUCCAACACAGCAGGUAAACAAUACACAACACGACAACGGAGACAAAUAUUUCUUUCAGCCACCCAUAACCCAUGAGCGACCUCGCCAGACCGGAGAGUUUGGUGGUAUACCAAAGAGGCUGUCAUGUAACUUCUGUCGCAGACGCAAGGUCAAGUGCGACAAAAGAGAUCCAUGCGGCCAGUGCAGCAUCUCAUUUCAAGAUUGCAUCUAUACAGAACGAUCAAAACGCGCCACUAAGAAGAUAAAAUCUUCAUCUGCAUUACAUGCGGCAAAGAAGCUCAAGGUGAAAGAAGGCGAUCAAUCCUGUCCUUCGUCUGCAGUUGGUACAACAGCAGCAUCAGCAUCAGCCUCCAGCCCACCACGGAUCGAAUCCUCACAAGAGCACAUACAGUCCUCGGCCAACAACCCCGCCACCGCCAAGACAGACUCUGAAGAAAUCGGAAAAUGUGCAACAGCGCACCACUUCAUCGAGCAGGGCGAGAUCGAGUUCCACGGCACCUCCGCAGAGAGAACGUUCAUGGAGGAGCUGAUGGAGAAAAUCGGGGACAGCUCCGUGACCCACCCAAGACUCCCCAUCCAUGCAUCUGUCCCAGGGCUCUUUCACAGCGAUGCACGACUCUCUGACGACGUUCCUCUUCCGGCAAGGGAUCAGGCGAUGAGACUUGUCGAAGCUGCUCUUGAUGCACAGGUUUUGUUGCACAUCAUCCAUCGGCCGAGUUUCGACUUUUCCUUCCACAUGAUUUACUCGCUUGAGCCAUCCGAGUAUAGCUUGAAGGAGCGGAGAUUCCUACCCCUUCUCUAUGCGGUUAUUGCCUUUGGGAGCUUGUUUAUCGAUCCGUAUGGGCACCAGCUAGGAUACGAUGAGCUGGUUACAAGAGCGUCACGAUAUUUCAUCAAAAGCAAACAGCUACAAGACAUUGCAAGCUGCAACGACCUCGUCUCCCUACAGGCUAUUGUUUUCAAGAACCUCUUCCUUCUUUACACCACCCGCGCUCCUAUGUGUUACACCUAUCUGUGUACGUCCAUGUCGGUUGCCUUGCGCAUGGGGCUUCAUCGAUCUUUCCACAACACGCAAGACAUCUUGUCUCGGGAAACUAGCAAAAGAGUGUUUUUGGCGUUGAAGCUCCUCUGCUUGGAAGUGUCUACUUGUGUCGGACUCCCGAUUCUGGUCAAUGACGAAGAUUCGGAUCAAGAACUGCCCUUGGAGGUGAAUGACGCUUACAUCCAAUGGGGACGAGCGGCCAAACAGCCACCAAACGAGAUAUGCUAUGCAUCGGGGUCGAUCUGUUAUUUCCGUCUGCAAAAUAUUCUCUACCGAGUCUUGAAAGACGUGUAUCCUCGCAAAGGUCGAGCAAGCGUUGAGACCUGUGGAUCGAUGAACUACGUGGUCAAGGUCGACACCAUCCGGGGGAUCGAGCAAGAUCUGGAGAAAUGGGUCAAGGAGAUACCCCUGGGUUACCGACUAGGUACAUAUUACCAGGAUCGCGCUUUUGUUCUCGCAAUGACUCACUCCUACAUCAACCUUCGUCUUUACAGACCAUUCUUACACUAUGACGUCGAUCAAACAAAACGCCAGAAAAAUAGCGGGCGAUCCCCGUGUGUCUCGGCUUGUAUCCAAGCGUGCCAGAACAUUAUCGAUCUGUGCCAGGAUGUUUGCAGAUGGGGGUUGAUGACAGAAGCUGCGUGGCCUACCAUUCGGACCUUGACCAGCUGCAUGCUGACACUCUUCUACAUCGCCAUCAUGCAUCAAGACCCAGACGAGGAAGAUGUGGUAUAUAGAACGUUGACCACUGGACGGAAGCUUCUUCAUAUCAUGGAAAAGCGCAGCCACCAAGCUCGUCGCAACGGGACGCUCUUCAAGGCAAGCAAGCAACACCUCUCCAUCAGAUUCGACCAUGUUCGAGAGAAGUUGAUGAAGUACGAGUUGGAAGCGCCUCAUGUCCGUCAAUGCGACCUGUCUUCUGUCAGCGAAGAGUACACCACGCUAUUAGGGGAGAGAGUUUUCACGUUAUCAUCGAAGAGAUACCAGAGGAAUCGUAGCUACAACCCGCUUUUAAACGAGGGAAAUCAGCCAUCACAAUCCAAUAGCGUUCAUGGAGGGCUGAGAGAAGCAAAUUUGCAGCCGCUCAGUGCAGAACACACACAACAGGGCAACAUGCCUCUUAUUCCAACACCCGCCUCCACAACGUUCGAUACCUCGCUCAAGGCCGAAGACUCGCCAGUUUCUGGCCCUGUGGCGGCCUCCAAUGCACCAGGAUCUUUCAUUGCUUCUGCCUCGAGGCCAAUGCAAGGGCACUUUUCCACGGGUGGGCCGACGACGAAUCUACCACAAGACGGGCCUAAUGGAUCCUGGAUGAAUGCCUUCGACCCGAUGACUUCAUCGGGCACGAUGUACAGCCCUAUGAAGGAUUUGCUAGGAAACAUUAGUCCGCCUUUCGACGACAUCAAUGACCUCUCUGAUUUAUGGGAUUGGUUUUAG